AUGGAUUCCAUUAGAACUUCACAAAUUAAGGCAGUCAUACAACAUGUAUCAGAGUCAGUGUUUGUGGGACUGUGUCAUAAACUGGGGACCUCACAACAAGUGGCCACGAGGAGAGAUGUGAUGGACAUCAAGGAUAUGGUUUCAAAUCAAGUGACAACAACUCAUGAGAACAGUUUUAUUGUGAGUGGAAGUCGCAGAGAAGGAUUCAGACUGAAAGAAUCAGAUAGAGAUUUUAUGGCCUGGCCAAAUGAUCAUCGUGUGAUCUGGGAUUUAUCUCAAUCUCGAUAUUACAACACAUACAGGCAAAAACUGAUCCUCUGUGACUGUUCUAAUAGUCCACCGGGAUUCACUUUGUUAUUUUCACUGUCAUCAAGCAUUAACAGAAAAAUCCAGAGAGCCUGUGUUAGAAUGAAUGACAGGCAUUAUAUAUCUAGUACUAAAUACAGAGAGAUUCUGUGUUCGGUAUCAUCACGAUUUCAUCCACAUGGUCCCUGUGUCAGUGGAAUUUUUGGAACAACAGAAUAUGACUGUGCUAACUGUUUUGUUUGUGAUUUUUGGCCUCCAUCUGCCUCCUCCUGGAUAGAUAGAUGUGAUUCAUGGCCCAAGUCUCAUAUUGUUGAUGAUAUAGUACAAAAUGGAUGUCAUGUUGUACCGAUUGGACAUAAACUAGGAAAUCAUGAGCACAAUGAAUGGAGAAUUUCAUUCUCUUUGGCAGAACAAAAACUUGUCUACUCAAUGAACCACUGUCAAUUCUCAACUUAUGGCCUACUUAAAUUGUUCUUAACAGAACUUAUAAACAAAGGAUUACGUGAUGAUGAUAAAUUACUGUGUUCCUAUCACAUGAAGACUUCAGUUUUCUGGGUGAUUCAAAAAAAUUCAAUACCUGAAUGGUGUCCACAAAAUCUCUUGGAUGGUUUCUGGGUCUGCUUUAAACUCAUUCUCAAAUGGGUGCAUGAGGGGGUCUGUCCUAACUUUUUCAUUCCAGGUAACAACAUGUUUCUCAGUAAAAUUCAUGGUGAAGCACAGCAUCAAUUAUUUAUUAGACUGUAUGGGUUGUAUGAGAAAGGUUUAGCAUCCCUGCUACACAUUCCCUCGAUUGGGUCUUGUAUUAUAAAUGUCUUUCAUAACCCCAGGCUCUCCAUUUGUACACAUGAACAUUCCCUGACUUCUGAGAGUUAUUUUGAUGUAAAUCUAUUUCACGAAAUACAUAGCAGCGACAUAUUAAUCUCAUUAAACCUACAAGACUGCAUGAAGCAUCUACAUACAAUAGAACAUAUGAUAGGUUCACUCCUCUUGACAGAGUGUCAAGUCAUUAUGCUACAGAAACUUACAGCUUAUGUCCUUCAAAAAAAUGCUUUUAUAUUACACAUGAAGACUUGUAUACUUAAAAAUAAACCGAGAUAUGGAGCUGACAAAAUUUCCUGUCACAUGCUGAAAUUAGCAGCAAAUUUUGGUUGUAUUACUGAUAUGCUGUAUAUAGCCAUGUAUUAUUACAAUACACUUAGAUACAUGAAAGCUUUAUCUAUUGUAGAGAUUAUCAAGGUCAAGUUAGCACAGCCAUAUGUAAUGCUCUAUAAUGUAGAUAUAGAUAUGUAUAACGAGGCUAUGAGGGGACAGACUUGGUCAACAAAAAUGAGACAGGCUGUUGCAUGGAAUAUCACAAUUUGCAAUCAAAUCCAUUACAUCAGUGAAUUGAUACCAGAACAACAGUCUUGUUUACAGAGCCAUAUAUUUUUAAUAAAUGUUCCACCCGUUAUACUGUUAUACAUGCUAGAGAUUUUGUGUUACAGACAUGUAGACACAAUGAGAGCACAAACGGCUCUAGAUGAUCUUCAGACUCUAGUUCACAAUGAUAAAGGAGAACUUAUAGAUUUAAAACUCAGAGACAUAUCAUGGCAGAUUCUUGGGAUUUGUCAACAGGUGACAGGGAACCUCCAGGCUGCUCUGUAUUCAUACCAUCAAUCUCUCAGAGUACCACUUCACAAAAUACAAACAGCUACAGAACUGAGAAUACAGGGAAUUUGUCAAUUAAUGCAAAAUACUUGA
This is a messenger RNA of Saccostrea echinata, 2046 nucleotides long. RefSeq lists its product as uncharacterized. NCBI's taxonomy places the organism in Eukaryota, Metazoa, Mollusca, Bivalvia, Ostreida, Ostreidae. The record is from RefSeq and is a predicted model, not a curated record. Bases 1 to 2046 code for a protein of 681 amino acids. The transcript has 2 exons.